UGGGGCUUAGGGCUAGCCGUGGGCUAUGGUGUGGAAGAGGACGGGGGCGCCUCUAUCUAGUCUCUCUGCACUAGGCCGCCCAUCGUCCACCGCAGCGCCCGCGCUCAAGGUACGCUCCACGCCAUUCGCUUUCGCUAGCUCCAAUUUGCGCCUUCUUUCCAAGCCAGGAUCUCGCAGUUGCCAUGGCGUCGCGGCUCCGACCGGCGAUCCGUCGCUAGGGCUCUUGGAAUCUAGCGUUGGGGAAGAAUCGUCUAUCUUGGAAGAGGGUUUGGCGGCGAAUCCCGCAGCAAUGUGGCAGCAGCAGCAGCAACAGCAAUCCGAGUGGAGGAAUGCGAAUCAUCCAUUCUGGCAGCAGUACCAGCGGCAGCAGCAGUACCAGCAGCAGCAGCAGCAGUGGAGGAAUCAAAACCAGAGCUGGCACGAUUUUCCUCGCGAGUUUCCACAGGCGCCGCUAAACAGCCCCCGAUACAUUGGCGAUGGAACGCGCAGGACUUCUCAAGGGCCUGGAACUGGAGCAAGGGCGGCCUUUCAACCCAACAGGUCGUGGAACCAAAGAGACAAUAGGAAUUGGCAAGGUGGGAGGUUUGUGAGGCAGGAUGAUACUCGACGCUGGCUCCAUUCUAAAGCUCAACCAAGCUCCUUUCGAGAAAGGUUCAUGUUUCUCUCGUACAACAUUCUAGCCGCCGACAAUGCUCGGGAGCAUUAUCGUGAGCUCUACUAUCACAUCCCAAUGCGCUAUGUGAAAUGGGACUGGAGAAAAGUGCGCUUGGUGCAAGAAAUCGAGUACUGGUCACCGGACAUUCUUUGUUUACAGGAGGUCGAUCGCUUUGCAGAUUUGCAAGGCGAGCUAGUGAAGAGAGGAUAUGCCGGGACGUUCAAGCGUCGAACUGGCACUGCCACGGACGGGUGUGCGAUCUUUUGGAGAGAGAAAAGGUUCGCAAUUUCGCAUUUCGCAUUUCUUCGUCGUCAAGAGUUACGAGCUGCAAUCAGGUUCCUACUACUGGAAGAGGAAAGCAUCGAUUUCAAGGACUAUGGUUUACGGGACAACAUAGGACAGAUAUGUGUUUUGCGGAGUACAAGAGAAGCAGCCCUCGAGGGAGAUGUAUCUAGCAUAGAAAAUCAGGUUUUGGUUGUGGCAAAUACUCAUAUUCUUUUCAAUCCAAAACGUGGGGACAUUAAACUUGGCCAGGUGCGAACGCUUCUUAAUACAGCUCAGGAGUUGUCUUCGAGCUGGGGUGGCGCGCAAGUUAUUGUGGCCGGGGACUUCAAUAGUACACCAUCGAGCCCACUCUAUCGCUACAUCUCCACAGCAGAGCUUGAUGUUUCUUCCCUAGAUAGGCGAUCAAUCUCCGGACAGAUAGCUGAUGGAGAAGGUGGCUAUUAUCGGAAUCCUUUCUCGAAACCAUGGAUCAGAGGCCACAAUCCUUCCUCAGCUGGAUUUUCCAGGAUCAAUGUGGAAACCACGUCAGUACAUAACGAAGAUGGCAUGAUCAUAGAAGAAGUUGCCACUUUGGGGAUUGCUACAGCAACCGCUGCUGCACAGGAAGAAGAAGACGAGGCGAACGCUGAAAAACUACCGGCGAGUAGCUCCAGUGAGCUCAUGGUUAUCAAGACAGUGACGGACAAUUUAGUUGUCCAGAAGAGUUUUGAAGCUGCGGAGGAAGAAGUUCUCCAAACAUCCAGCAAGGAGGUCCACUUUGAAGAGCCUUGGGACACUGAAGAGGGAACUCCAACACAAGAAAAAGGGCUGGGGGACGAUGAAACCAACUCGCCCGACCGUGUGGAGCUACCAUCGGGAUGGACAGUCGAGGAGCUAGUGAAUGCCACGGGCACUUCAUCGUCUACCAAGGUGGUCCACGACUUAAAGCUGAGCAGUGCCUAUUCGGAGAUCGAGGGAAAGGCUGGAAGCAGGGACUCGCAAGGGGAGCCUCUAGUGACGACUUACCAUAAGAAGUUCAAGGGGACUGUGGAUUACAUCUGGCACACCGAACGACUCCGGCCUUUGAGAGUCGUAGACAUGCUUUCUGUGGAUGUUCUUCGUCAUACGGGAGGCCUUCCUUCCCAGAAAUGGGGGAGUGACCACAUAGCGUUAGUUUGUGAGAUGGAAUUUUCCUGACCAAAGCAUAAAUGCCAAGCAAAGAAAAAAAUCGUUAUGAAGAGAAGUUAUUUUUCUCCAGAAAGGUACACAGCAAUUAGAGAGAAGUUCUCAGUUAUUUCAAUCUCUAGAGUUAUCAAAACUGCACUGGUAAUUCAAUCCAUCGUCGCUCACUUGAGACUUUCGAUGAUCUUCUCGCU
Selaginella moellendorffii is the source of this 2295-nucleotide messenger RNA. RefSeq names its product carbon catabolite repressor protein 4 homolog 5. Gene Ontology annotation, molecular function: 3'-5'-RNA exonuclease activity. The transcript is spliced from 11 exons. Bases 26 to 2116 code for a protein of 696 amino acids. Lineage: Eukaryota; Viridiplantae; Streptophyta; Lycopodiopsida; Selaginellales; Selaginellaceae. The record is from RefSeq and is a predicted model, not a curated record.